AAGUUAACUGAUUGGCAUUCGCGAGGGACUCGCGGUGCGGGCGUUCGCGGGUCGGUGUAACCUGGUGCGGUCAUCGUUGGUAGUCGAAACAUGAUUUCGUGUGGCUCGUGCUCGCGCGAUCGCUCCAGUUCGACUCCAGCCCGCUCGUUUGUGGCCCAGCAACGUGCGUGACGUGUGUCGACGACGCCGAUGCGAGAACGGGGCCGUCCUCGCGGACCAUCCACUGCGGACGAUGUCGGGCAGCAGUGAUUCCGAGGAGUUCUUCGACGCGGAGGACGACUCGUUUCAUCGCGCGUCACGAAAAGGUAAGCAUCGUGAUUCUACCAGUGCGGAAUCUCAACCUCAAGUCGAAGAAACACCAGAAGUUUGUAGACAAGUGGAUGAUCAUGUUUUCGUAAAACCUGCUGAACCUAAAACAGUUGUCGAACCAAAGGAAUGUGUAUCUGUAGACCCUGUACAAAAUAAAGAUAAGCUUGACGAAGAUGCCAAGGAAUCAACAGUGGACAAGAUUGUGGGGAGGAAAAGAUUUCGCGAACUGCGGCAACGCAUGCAGACGGAAGACGACGAUAUCGCGAUCAAUAGUUCCCCUCCGGACAGUCAGACAUCUUCCAUUGAGGGUGUUUAUCCGACCCCUUCAAAAACGACCCAUCCAUUCAGGAUUAUAGAGCAUGACACUUUGAGCUUACAAAGUAUGACCUCUUUAGGACGAGUGGGCCGAAUUCUGGCAGGAGUCGCGGACAAUGCUUCUGGCGUACUCGUACCUGGUAUAUCCCAGUGUCCUCCUUCUGCCGUCCUUACCCGUGAGGGUCAAAUGUCCUCCGUUGCUAGUAUUCCAAGCAAAGACGAGGACACAACCUCUGGUAAGGUGUCCCAGUCUUCCAGCGUUCUUACGUUAUCAGGGGAUGUCCUGCAGGAAUCCUCUGCUAACGGUAGGUCCAAUCAUGCUUCUCGCUCGCAAAAUGACAAGACUGUUAUGCUUCAAGAACCUGACGUCAUCGCUAGUACAAAGAAUAACGGGAAACCAGCAGAAGAUUCUGCUAUCCCUGGUGUACCCGUUGCUCCACCGCGUCGUAAAAAGAAAACCAAGAUUCAUAGGUCACCUAGUGAUCUCGCUCCUUCCACAGAAGCAUUAGUACCCGCGUCGCCUCUUCCAAGUCCAGCGAGCACUAUAGAAUCAAUUACUAGAGAAUUUGAGCACUCACUCGAUAUCCGAUCCGCGACAAAAGGGCAGUACGUUGUUAAGCCUCAGGACGAAGACAAGUUGAAAGCGGAAGGGCCAUCUACGGAGGAAUUGGAGAGAGUAGAAAGAAUGAAGGCUGAACUACUCAGUCAUUCGAGCGGAAAAUCUAGCAGUCCAUUAGGAUCAGCGUCAAGCAACAGUAUUGGCCGUUACUCUUUAGGUCCACAUAAAUUAUCAAGCCUGAGUCCGCACAGUUCCAAAGAAAGGCGCAAGUCUGCUGGCGAUCAAGAUUUGGUCAAGCAAUUAAACAUGUUUGUUAGAACUAGAACGGAUUCUGGCAAGCGUCUCACCGAUAUGGAAAUUUUGGAGCAAGUGCCUGUAACAAAUUUAGAUACAGGGGAGCAGGUGCCAUUAAGUAUAGCGGAGGAUAAAUUACCGCAGUGUAUUAAUCCAUUGUCGCUACACAUCAUGAGACUCACCAAGUCUAAAUACAUAAGUAACUCUAGUCUUGAGAAGGAGAAAGAGAGCGAUGAGGAAAGCGUGGACAGCAAGAUGUCCAGUAUACCACCAGACGAGGACGUGUCCGUGGACCGAGUUCGCAAGCGGACGCAAAAGUUGAAGCGAUUCCUAGGUUCUACCGUGAAGAAGACGAUGAGCAAAGCCAAGUCGAUUGCGCAAGAAGUGUCGCACGCGAGACACAAGGAGGAUGUCAUGGACAUAGUAGACGACGUUUAUCCUGGUGAACAGCAGUACAUAAAAUUGAAGGCCUCCAACAGCCACAAAGGCCCGUACGAGUUUAGUUGUCUGCAGCACGUUCAGGAUCUUAGCGGAGAACACAUUGGACCUGUCUGGUGCAUGAAAUUUUCCGCUUGCGGUCGAUUGCUGGCCACCGCGGGACAAGAUCGGGUCCUAAGGAUUUGGGUCCUACGCGACGCGUUCACGUACUUCCAGGACAUGCGAACCAAGUAUAACGCAGAAAAGGUCAGUCCUACUCCCUCGCAGGAAUCAUUAGUUUCGCAGCAGUCCAUGGAAGAUCCUAACGUUGUGGCUAGUGCCUUCAGCGAGAUAGAAGGAACGAAGAGCCCGUUCAUGCCAAAGCCGUUUUGUACAUAUACUGGCCAUACCUCGGAUCUGCUUGAUGUCUCAUGGUCUAAGAACUAUUUCGUUUUGUCUUCGUCGAUGGAUAAAACAGUACGGCUUUGGCACAUAUCCCGCAAGGAAUGUUUAUGUUGCUUCCAACAUAUCGAUUUCGUCACCGCUAUAGUAUUCCAUCCGCGGGACGAUCGAUAUUUCCUCUCGGGAUCGCUAGACGGUAAAUUGCGCUUGUGGAAUAUCCCAGACAAGAAGGUCGCCGUAUGGAACGAGGUGGACGGGCAAACGAAACUGAUCACCGCGGCGAACUUCUGCCAGAACGGGAAAUUCGCGGUUGUGGGAUCGUACGACGGUAGAUGCAUAUUUUACAAUACAGAUCAAUUGAAAUAUCACACGCAGAUACACGUGCGAUCGACGAGGGGGAAGAAUUCCACCGGCCGCAAGAUCAGCGGCAUCGAACCCAUGCCGGGCGAGGACAAAAUUCUGGUUACAUCGAACGACAGCCGUAUCCGUCUGUACGAUUUGAGAGAUUUGAAUCUAUCUUGCAAGUACAAGGGAUACGUUAAUAUCAGUAGUCAAAUUAAAGCGAGCUUUAGUCCGGACGGACAAUACAUAGUUAGCGGUUCUGAAAAUCAAUGCAUUUAUAUCUGGAAGACCCAUCACGACUAUUCCAAGUUUUCUAGCGUUCGUAGGGAUCGGAAUGAUUUCUGGGAGGGCAUAAAGGCUCACAAUGCUGUGGUAACUUGCGCCGUGUUCGCACCGAAUCCGGAUAGCAUUAUCAGGCAGAUCGAGGCGAGAGAGCAAUGGGAGAGCAAAGAGGAAUCGAAAAGUGUGGACAGUUCCAACGUAGUUCCCGUUGAUCCUGUCGUUGAGCAACGUACUAAAGGCUGCGGAGGCCACGUCCUUGUGAGUGCCGACUUCAAUGGAUGCAUAAAGGUUUUCUUGAACAAGACGAAACCUAAGCACAGUUCCCUACCAGCGUCCGCGCUCGCGUAACGUAAUACUAGUUUAUGUGAUAGUAAUAGAAUUAACGAAUGUACAUUCUCGCGUGCGAGUAUUCUCCUUGCCUCCUUAUAUCGCGAGUUUUACUACGCGCUCGUUCUGAUUAACGAUUACGCAGAAAUAACUUUUUUAAUGCCAUUAUUUACGCUACAAACAUUAUUUUAUUAUGUCAUGCAUAUGAGAAACAUUUUAAAUAAUAAUAUAUUAAUAACAAAGAUUACCAUCAAGUUCUUUUUAAAUUCACGUCUCAAUUUGUUCUAUCAAUAGAUUUUGAAUUUCUUCCAUCUCUUAGAGAGUCGUAUCGCGAUUUAACGGUGCUGGUUCACUGUUACCAUAAAGUUACUAUCUUACAAGAGGUUUAUCAAAAUUAUCUCAUAGAACGAUAACGCAAGUUGUCGAUGAAGAUAUAUGAAACAGAUAUCGAAUUGUUCUCAUAUUAUAUAUAUAUAUAUAUUACAUACGCUAAAAACAUAUAAUGAAGACAAGAGCACCUUGGUGAAAACGAAGUAUAAAGAAAUACGCAGGCUAAUGGCGAAAUAUUCAGAUACAGCUCGUUUUCAUUGAUUAUAACAUAUUCGCAGAUUUAUAUAAAAUUCUCGGUCAUUUGCCAAUAGUGAAAUCUUAAAUAGGAAUUGCUGCUUUUUGCGAAUGUUACGUCGGAUUUUACAAGGUCCGAUCUAAUAUUCAAAAAGAUCCUAGCUGUAAGAUAGCGUAACACAUUGAAGACAAUAUCAAAGGUGGUUUAGAGCUAAAUACAUCACGGUUACGUUUUUCUACGAACGUCCUACAUAUUUUAGAGAACAUAAUGCCGUAAUUUAAUUGUGGGAUUUUGGAGUAACAUUUUUGUUAGACGUUAUAAUUUGAUUGUCGAGCUACGUGUAAAAAAAUGCGUUGGGUUCCGCAGAUACAUGCGUACGUGCAUAAUCCAUCUUGAAUAUAAUCAAUACGUUGCGAUCGAGAGAAAGACAGAAAGCAGAGAGAAAAGUUGUCAUGUGCUCACGACACUCGCUAUUUAGAGCUUAAUGUCGUAGAAUAUGCCACGUCGAUCUAAUGUUGACGCGUCAUGCGAAACACGCGCUUCGCGUCUUGUCAAUUAUAAUGAAAGGAAAAUCAUUUGUACGAAUAAACACGUUCUGCAAGGGCGAUUCCGUACUGUGUUGAACAUUUCGUAUGAUAUAUUUAUUAUUUAAUUUUUCAUAUUGAGAGGGAGAAGAAGGCGAAGCUAACAAUUUUGAAAGCGUAUUCGCGAUUAACGCAGGUUGAAGUGCGUAGGUAUAAAAUAAUCUAAAAUGAUCUGAGAUUCGCAGGAAUAAACGGUCUGCGCGACAGACUGUGUAAAAUACGUUUGUGAACCGUGUCGUGAUUAUGAAUAUACAAGAAGGACUUGUAGGUAUUUUGUGUAAAUGCAAUUGUAAAUACGAUCGUGUCCCGAUAUUAUAUUGAUAGCAGCACAGUGUGCACAAAAUUAUUGUUUCCCAUAAUAAUCGUGUAACAUAAACUGUAUUGAUAGUUUAUUGGUAUAUUGAAGUGUAUCUGUUUUUUAGGCAGUCACGCGUACGUUGAUAUACAUAAACCUGCAUUAAACAUGAUUGUA
Messenger RNA from Ooceraea biroi (clonal raider ant), 4868 nucleotides. RefSeq names its product WD repeat-containing protein 44. Lineage: Eukaryota; Metazoa; Arthropoda; Insecta; Hymenoptera; Formicidae. Gene Ontology annotation, molecular function: protein binding. The record is from RefSeq and is a predicted model, not a curated record.